This is a messenger RNA of Aphanomyces astaci, 372 nucleotides long. RefSeq lists its product as hypothetical. NCBI's taxonomy places the organism in Eukaryota, Oomycota, Saprolegniomycetes, Saprolegniales, Verrucalvaceae. The record is from RefSeq and is a predicted model, not a curated record. The transcript has a single exon. Bases 1 to 372 code for a protein of 123 amino acids.
AUGCACUUGGCGCGAAAACGCACCACAGACAAGUUUCACAGCGAGCAUUUCUCAAUUUUCGCUCAAUGGUCCCCGUUCCACCCCUCGUCGCAAACUCCCUCCGCGCUAAACACCCGACCCAUCGGACAGGCCGUGGACCUCUUGGCAGCGUUGCAAACCUCUCGGCAGUCUGCUGUAGAUGUAACAUUCCAACAAACCAACGCACCAGCCGGAUCGUUUUCCGAGAAGAAGCGGUACUUCAGCAAGAAGCAUGGCAUGUAUGGGGUUGCAAGUGUGCUCCCCAAUGGUCUCUGCGUACCUCUGCUAUCCCUGGAAGCCAUGCGGAUAUAUCCAUUUGUCAAUCCAACGAGGCAUUUCACACCGCGGCCAUGA